Molecule: messenger RNA, 1029 nt
Organism: Lodderomyces margitis
Lineage: Eukaryota; Fungi; Ascomycota; Pichiomycetes; Serinales; Debaryomycetaceae
Gene: GCN4
Product: amino acid starvation-responsive transcription factor
Exons: 1
Coding region: 1-1029 (342 amino acids)
Biological process (GO): positive regulation of cellular response to amino acid starvation
Cellular component (GO): transcription regulator complex
Molecular function (GO): RNA polymerase II cis-regulatory region sequence-specific DNA binding; DNA-binding transcription factor activity, RNA polymerase II-specific
Source: RefSeq, a predicted model, not a curated record
AUGUCUGCUGCUACUACACCUAUUGAUUUCAAAGAUUCAUUGUUUGAAUCUCCAGAAAUGGUCAAUGACAAGAUGAUUGAACCAAAAAAGAAUGUUGAUGCUGCUGCUACAGCUACAACUGAAAGUCGCGCUGCUUCAUCUGUAGAAGAGAUGAAUCAGAAAAAGGAAGUUGCAUCGCCUUUUCAAAUCCAUUCAAGUGUAUUGGAAUCUGUUUUCAGUACCAACUUGGACGGCAAGGAUGCUUUAUUAGAUCAUACUCCUAUGUUUGAUGAGUUGGAUUUCAUCAUGGAUGGUGCCAAGGUGAACUCUAAGGAUGAUUGGGUCGCUCUCUUUGGAGACGAUGAUGAUGCCAUGUUCCCAACUGAAGGGGAAGGUGAUGGUGAAUAUGGUCCAAUUCUAUCCUUAGAUGAUGCCGCCACCGAUGAUGCUGCUGGUGUUGCUGUUACUGGUGAUGAAGCAGAUUCAAUUGUUCCUCAUGACGAAAUCUUGGAGGCUCUUUUGAUUGAAGCUUCACCAAAUGGGUUGUCAGAUGACACCAUUUCUGCGGCUACUACCUCGGCAUCCAGUCCAGAUUUGAUUAGCACUGUUGCUACCAGUGUUGCCCCUUCAUCUUCAAACAAGAGAUCAUUUAGAGAGGUAGAUUCUGUUGCUGACUAUGGUGCCAAAAGGUCAAAUCAACAGUCGCAGUUGUUUACCCCCAACAUUUCAUCUGCUUUGCCUACUCCUCAGUUGGAUAUGAAGAAGCCAUCAUCGAAAAAGGCUAAAGUUGACCAUUUAGGAUGUGUCACAUAUUCCAAGAAACAACGGUCACAGUCAUUAGAACCCAUUGCUUUAGAUGGUAUUCAGGAUUCGGCUGCUUUGAAAAGAGCCAAGAACACUGAAGCUGCCAGGAGGUCAAGGGCUAGAAAAAUGGAGAGGAUGACCCAGUUGGAGGAUAAAGUUGAAGAGUUGAUGACUGAGAAAUCUGCAUUGGCUGAUGAAGUUGACAGAUUGAAAUCUAUACUUCAAGCCAAUGGGAUUGCUUAUUAA